Messenger RNA from Salmo salar (Atlantic salmon), 4996 nucleotides. Lineage: Eukaryota; Metazoa; Chordata; Actinopteri; Salmoniformes; Salmonidae. The record is from RefSeq and is a predicted model, not a curated record.
GGGUGCUGUCUGGCUUCCGGUUUUAGGCUGAAUUUGACACACAAUGAGGUGCAGGGAACAACCUAUCGCGAAACGCCGCUGUAAAUAAAUAGAACAAUCACUGAAGCCACAGAAUCAUGGAGAAUCAGUGCACAGUGCAGGUGAAGCUGGAGCUAGGACACCGAGCCCAGUUGAGGAAGAAGGUGACCACGGAGGGCUUUACCCACGACUGGAUGGUGUUUGUGCGAGGGCCUGAGACUGGGGACAUACAGCACUUUGUGGAGAAGGUUGUCUUCCGGCUACAUGAGAGCUUCCCCAAACCCAAGAGAGUAUGCAAGGAGCCACCAUACAAAGUGGAGGAGUCUGGCUACGCUGGUUUCCUCAUGCCCAUCGAGGUCUACUUCAAGAACAAGGAGGAGCCUAAGAAGGUGUGUUUCAACUAUGACCUCUUCCUGAACCUGGAGGGGAACCCCCCUGUCAAUCACCUGCGCUGUGAGAAACUCACCUUUAACAACCCCACACGGGAGUUCAGACGCAAGCUGGUCAAGGCUGGAGGGGUCAUGGUGGUGCCGGAAGGGACGGAGGCGGUGUCGAGGCCCAGUCCAGACUACCCCAUGCUCCCCACCAUCCCACUGUCUGCCUUCUCAGACCCCAAGAAGACCAAGACCUCCCACGGGUCAAAGGAGCCCAGUAAAGAAGGCAGUGGAGGCAGCAGUAAGGGACCCAAGCCCCACAAGCUGACCAAGGAGCACCGCGAACGCCCCCGCAAAGACUCUGAGAGCAAGGCAGCGUCAAAGGGUGACAGCGACCGCGACGGGGGAGGAGGGGGCAGCAGCAAGAGCGCCCGUGAGCCCUCAUCCUCCUCUUCCAAGAAGCCAGUGGAGAUCAAAGUGAAAGACGAGGGCAAGGUCCUUCCCAAGGCCGCCUUCAAAGAGCCCAAACUGACACUAAAGGAGGCCAAGAUGGAGGGCAUGUCCCCCAAAGGAGGGGGGGCUGGGGGAGGGGGCCCACUGGAGCCCAAAGCCCCCGGGAAGCGGCCUUCCACCGCGGAGUCUCCCAAACCCAGCGCCAAGAAGCCAAAGAAGGGCAGCUCAGAGGGAUCUAAGGGGGCAGCUGCAGUGCCCUUCACCGGAGCCUCUCCCCGGGUCUCUUCAUCAUCUUCAGUCAUCCCAGGCUACCCAGAGAAGAAACCCCCCAAGGAGAAAGGCCGCUGGCCCAAGAGCAGCAAGGCCGACACUCAGGAGGCCAAGGAGCCCAAGAAACUGCCUGAGUCUGACGACUCCAACUCUGAGGAUGAAGCCUCCUCCAAAUCAGAGCAGUCAGUCCCCUCCAGUCCCUCUAACUCCAGCUCCAGCUCUGACUCCAGCUCAGAGUCUGAUUUUGAGCCUGGACAGAAACAAGGCCAAGGCCCGCUGCGCUCUAUGGUGGAGGACCUACAGUCAGAGGGGUCAGAUGAUGAUGACAGCAGCUCAGAGGAAGGGACGCCUGUCAAGACCAACCCGCCCAACCGUGACUCUCGACUGAGCCUGGACAGCGAGAGUGACAGCAGUGAAGGCUCGCACCGCCCCAGUCGAGACCCGGCGCCGCCUCCACAGAAACACAGCUCCUCCAAUAACAAGGUCUUGGGCAGGAAGAGCCCGGACAUCUGCAGCCGCCCAGAGAAGGUGCUGAAGAAGGGAUACGACAAGGUAGGAAGGGCCUACACAGAGGAGCUGGUGGACCUCCACCGCAGACUAAUGGCUCUGAGGGAGCGCAACGUCCUACAGCAGAUAGUGAAUCUGAUCGAGGAGACGGGCCACUUCAACGUGACCAACACCACCUUUGACUUUGACCUGUUCUCUCUGGACGAGUUGACCGUCCGCAAACUACAGAGCUGCCUGGAGACCACGGCCACGUGACAGGAAGCCUGCAGCGCAGAGGACCGCGGCGGGGCUGGUGCUGGGCUGCUGUCUCUCCUCAGCCCCUGGACCCCCACUGGGGAGGUGGAGCUGUAGCAGAGCUACAGAGAGGAACCAUAGAAUAACAACAGAACACACACUUUCACUAUUUGCUGGAGAAUGGAGGAACAGGACGAGGGAGUAGAGGAUGAGGUCAGAGCAGCUAUGCCACUGUCCCUCUAACCUGGACUAGAGGACCAGACUAGAGGAGCUGGCCUGGGACUGGCAAGAGAUGUAUUAUAUAUGUUUCUUAUGGAGAGCAGCAGAGCAGCCUGUGUGCAGAACUGUGGAAUGCGACCACUCUCCUCUCCCUCCCCCUCUCGCCUCACUUCUAGCCAUUGCAAACCCAAUACUUCCCUCCUCCUCUCAUUCCUCCCCACUCACACUCUCUUACCCGGCACAACACUCCUCCCCUCCCCCUCAUCUCUGCUGGAGUUAAUUUCUCUGUAGGAAUAUUCCUGUCUAUGCAUGCAUUCGUGUGUGUGUGUGAGGGAGAGUGUGUGUGUGUGUGUGAGAGUGUGUCUGUGAGCAUUUCAGAGGCUUUAGGGGGGGAUGUCUUUGAUUAGUCACUUUUUCAGUGUUCUUUAAGCUAGCUGGAGCAACAGCCCUUACACACACACACACACACACACACACACACACACACACACAGUGAGAGGCAUUUGGGUCCCAUGCCAGGGUGUCUCUACACACGCCGGCACUAAGUUGUGUAUGUGCCUGUUGGUGGUAGUGUUCUGGAUGGGGUUCAGCUCUUGUCAGUUCAAACGUCCCUCCCUCCUUCCAUCUCGAUGUGCAUGAAAGGGCUCAACAGCUAGGGGAAAUAGCUGUGGAGGAUCACUUCUGAAUGGCCUUUUAAGUGGUGGGGGGUAAAAAGCCGUAGCCAUAGACCCCCCCCCCCACACAAAAAAAGGGUCCACACUUUUUUACAUUUUAUUAUUGUACUGAUAAGUUUGGAGUAUUGGGGGAUUGCGAUUCAGAUACCUGUGAGCUAUGUAUGAAUGUAUUACUGUUCAUUUUCUAGGGCUAGCAACAAACCUGUUAUCCUCUCAGUGCCUUUAUGCGUUGGCCAGUGUGAGGGCCCACUGACACUGGUUAAAGAGCAAAGUCCCUCUCCUGACUAAGUGUUCAUUGGGAAGCCUGAAACUCCAUUUAUCAUAAGUGCCCUCUUAAAAUCAGUUGAUCCUCCCAGUGGGGGUUUCUCUGCAAAUUGGAGGCUUCUUCCAGUGCUCUGUCUCUGCUAUUAUUAGGAACACAAGCCUUCCAGAAAUCCUAAGACUCAUCUGUUCAUCAGCAGUGGUACUUUGCCUUGUUUCUUUCCAGAUCCUAAUAUGAAUGGUUGUAUAGCUGAUAUUGUGUUGUCUGAGGUUUAGUUUUCUAUGGAUAGGGUCAGUGCCAGACCAGGCCGCAGUCAGUCAGCCAGCUAGGCAUGUUUCUCUAACUGGGGCCCCUCUAGCCUUCACGUCCACUGUGGUUUCACACUCAGACUAACGGUAAAGUUUUCUCUUCGGGUGCUCCCCCUCACUUUCUUUCUGUUUCACCUAGUGAACAGCUGUAUUUAUUUUGAUGAUAAUAGCUUUAAUAGUUGUGUCUGUUCUGUUGCCUGGGCCUGCAAAGUGCACACACAGCUCUCUGCCCCUUCUUCUCCUCUGUGAGGGUGCUGUGGUGUUGAGGUCUGAAUGUGUGGGUCUGUUCUAGAGUGAAACAACAACUGCCUUAAGUUCCUCUCUGCAUCCACUCUGCUCUGUCCACCACCCCUUUAUUUGUCUGGCUGUGCCUAUGUCAACAUCCCUGCCAGUGAUUUUUAAAAGAUGUACUUUGCAACUGUGUGAGUGGGAUGGGUUGUGUGUGUCAAGCGAGAGGAACGUUCUUGUCCUCGUGUGUGUGAAUAUGAGGGUGGGUGGGUGGGGGCUGAAGGGUUGAGUGGCAGGCAGCUCUGUGCAGCUCUUCCAUAGAGAAGCACCACCAACCGUCUACCAACAGUCAAUCUUUUAUUUAUGUACCUCUGCACUUUUGGCUGUGGUGACUUCAGUACUUAAGUAAUAAUCUAAACUGUAUUUUUAAGAAUUUUAUACAAUAUUUACAUGCAAUACAACAUGAAUAGAUUUUUUUUGCCAACCUUUUUUUAAAUUAUUUAAUAGUUUUUAUUUGUGUUGGCAUGUGUUAUUAUACAUACAGAAACAUGCUGUCAAUUGUGUUCUUUUAGGCCUAAUGUAGCGCCAUGGAGAACUUCCCUGAAUGUUGUAUUGUGUAUCAUCGUUGUUGCAGUUGAACACCAUGGAACAGGUGUUGGGAAUAUGUUUGAUGUAUGAGCUAACCAAGUCUAUAUCAUCCAGUAUAUGUUCAUCAAGGAGGAAAAGGUGGACUUUUCAGUGAGAAGAAGUAUUUUUGUGUGUAUGUCCUAUUAUAAUUUGAGUAUUUUUAACUCAAAGGUAUGAGGCAGUGUUCUAUUUGUCCGUACUCUAUGAGGCAUGGUUACGAAGCCCAGGCACAAACUGUCACCCUCUCAUUGGUUCAAUAUUUAUCUGUAUUUUUAUCCAAGUGCGAUCCCUUAAACUGUUAAACAAUAACACCAUAGGAAAAGAUACUACAGUGGAAGGAAGCAUUUCAAUUGAAUCUAUAUCAAUAUACACUACCAGUCAAAAGUUAAAACACCUACUCAUUCAAGGAUUUAUUAUUUUUACUAUUUUCUACAUUGUAGAAUAAUAGUGAAGACAUCAAAACUAUGAAAUAACACAUAUGGAAUCAUGUAGUAACCAAAAAAGUGCUAAACACUUAGCAACUCUUUGCCUUGAUGACAGCUUUGCACACAAUUGGUAUUUUCUCAACCAGCUUCACCUGGAAUGCUUUUCCAACAGUCUUGAAGGAGUUCCCACAUAUGCUGAGCACUUGUUGGCUGCUUUUCCAUCACUCUGUGGUUCGACUCAUCCCAAACCAUCUCAAUUUGGUUGAGGUCAGGGGGAUUGUGGAGGCCAGGUCAUCUGAUGCAGCACUCCAUCACUCUCCUUCUUAGUAAAAUAGCCCUUACACAGCCUGGAGGUGUGUUGGGUCAUUGUCCUGUUGAAAAACAAAUGAUAGUCCCA